This is a messenger RNA of Anthostomella pinea, 1140 nucleotides long. The record is from the annotation of a GenBank genome assembly. Lineage: Eukaryota; Fungi; Ascomycota; Sordariomycetes; Xylariales; Xylariaceae.
AUGAUCAGCCGGCCUGCAAUCACCUCCAUCGAACCAACGGUCCUGAAGGCGGAGCACAUGUCGACGCUUAGCCCUCCAGGGCUGUAUCCUGGCGAGGGCCUUAUUCAUAUCGCCGACGCACCGUGCAUCUACAGGUUCUUUCCGGCGGACAAGAAGAAGCCUCUGAUUGUCCUCAUUCCUGGAGGUGCCCACAAUGCACGAAUCUUCUAUGGUGGUCAUCGAGGGUACGACUCGGAUGACUUUCUGGCUUCUUGGCUUGUUAAGGACGGCUUCGGUGUGCUCGGGAUCUCAUAUCCACUCCAAAGCGAGCCUGAACUCAUGCCACCAGUGGCUCCUGCCUUCCGCAUCCACCAAUGGGGUAAACAGGCAGCCGAAGUUACUAAGGCGGUGGUUGAUGCGAACAGCCUGUGUGGAGAUAUAGUGCUUGUGUGUUGGAGUAUGGGCGGAAGACUACUCGUGCCGUAUUGCAAGCUUGCACGCGGCCUUGGGCUCAAUGUCAAGCUAUUUGUCUCGCUCGCGGCGACCCCAGGACUCGCAGGAAUAAGGCCUGUACCUCCAGGCUUGAGAAGCACGCCGUCCGGGUAUGCUACCUUCCCUGCGAUGCUGGGCUUGUUCACGGCCCAGAUUCGUGAGCAGCAACAGCUCAACCACGAUAAAUGUAUCACUCCGGAAGGAGUCUAUCGGAGCGAGUACUUUGGCCACACUCCAGUGAGCCUCCUCGGAUGGGGUUAUAGGUUCGACGGCAUGAGUGAGUUUGCCGACGAUGGAGGAGAUUCUGUGAGAGAUGCAGAAGCCCACAACGUUGGGUCUCUGCCAUGGAUCUCUUCAUUGACACCAACAAGUCAGCUGGAUGCGCGCCACGUUCUGUCCGACAAAGCGACUUGGGCAUUCCUGAUGACUCAACGACUGACCCUCGACUUCGAAAAGAAAGCUCGCUCUAUACCGACAGACUCCUUCCGAUGGAUGAAUAUCAGGCUCUUCGUUGAGUCUGCGCCGGGAACACUUUCUGCGCCCGUUACUGGCAAUCACUAUUUCUUUCUUGGUAAAUCGGGUGCAAAAGCGACCGCGAAGGGCAUCGCUCGUCACCUCAGCACUGCCACUGCGCUUGAAUCCCGUUGGUGCGAGCUGCUCGGAGAUUGA